Messenger RNA from Acanthopagrus latus (yellowfin seabream), 5089 nucleotides. Its product is annotated as transmembrane protein FAM155A-like. The record is from RefSeq and is a predicted model, not a curated record. Gene Ontology annotation, cellular component: plasma membrane. Bases 694 to 1851 code for a protein of 385 amino acids. Gene Ontology annotation, biological process: calcium ion import across plasma membrane. The transcript is spliced from 3 exons. Gene Ontology annotation, molecular function: stretch-activated, monoatomic cation-selective, calcium channel activity. Lineage: Eukaryota; Metazoa; Chordata; Actinopteri; Spariformes; Sparidae.
AUCCAUGACAAUCUGAGGAGGAGAACCACUGUUUGGUUGAACUGUUCAUAAAUGUGCUAUAUGUGAUAGACAGUGCUUCAUUUAACGGGAUGUAAAGCGAAAAAGUCAUUUGAGACCUUUAUUUUGAAUGUGGCAACCGGAAACACAGCCGCUUACUGCCGCUGACUUGACGCAGCUGCUCGCAAACACACACCGUCUCUUGGCGAACAUGGCGGCAACUUGACAACGGCAGCGAGAUGAAGACGGUGAGGGCUUGAAAAAGAAAAGAGGUCUGUUACAGGCUGUAGGCCCAUCCGCCGACACAAAGGCAGACAGCUUCGCCAUGUUGGAAGAGGAUAGCGCCCUUGUCCCUGCACGACCGAGGCCGGGGAAAACGUAAAACGCGUCGGUGAGUGUUUCUAUCAACGGAGUCGAGGCUACGCAGAGGAGCGGAGCGGCGCGGCGCGGGGCUCAGGGCGGACGGGAGGACAGCGGCUUCACCGGUCAGCCAUGGAGGAUGCGGCCCGUGGUCGCCAGCGUCUGAUUUGCCAUCCGGCCCACGCUCAUUUUAAUGGGAAUUACCGCUGAACGCAAAGGCAAGCCGGGACGACCCACCACCUGACACUUGAGGGGAGGAAAACGCGAAGCGGACCCCACGUCAAUGACUGUUGCGGCAGAGGAGCCCCCACGGUGGAGUCGGCCGGUUCCCAAAAUAUGACCAGGGGUGCUGGGACGUGUUGGCAGCAAGAAGAUGACGACGGCUUCCAAAUCUGGCUAGAGCCCCCCCGCGACAACCAAAAGCCAUUCACCGACUCAGAGAGGGCGCAGAGAUGGCGACUGUCCUUGGCAUCCCUCUUGUUCUUAACCAUCCUCCUCUCUGAUCACCUGUGGUUCUGCGCCGAGGCCAAACUGGCCCGGACCCGGGUCAAGAUCGCAUCCUCCAACCUCCUCUCACCCCAGACCCACUCAGCACACAGCAGCCUCAGCGGAAACCCAUAUGCUAUUUUUAUAGGAAACUCCACCAAACAUUUGUGGCGGCUUGAAACUUGCCACCAGGAUAGUUUGUCUAAAGACUGCUUUGCUUACGCAGAUGCCGACCUUUUGUGCGAGGGCCUUUCCGACAAAGAGGGGACGCGGGCUGUAAAUAUGAGCGAUUUGUACCUUUCCUUUUGUAACUCCUACUCUCUGCUGGAUUUGUUUUACGGGUCGACAAGUCCGGACAAUUUGAACUGCAGCCUCGACGUGCUCGGCGAUGGCGACACCUCCAGAUGCAUCCUGUGCGUCCAGGCGUACCAGCGCUACGACCAGCACGCCCAGGAGAAAUACGAGGACUUUGAGCUCCUGACUCAGAAAUACGAGCCGGGGGAAUAUUCAGUGAGGACGUGCAUGGAGCAGUGCAAGACGGCCUAUAAGCCCUGGCUGUGCGCUCAGUAUUUCCCCACCACCCAGCAGUCCUGUCAGAAGAGGGUACCGUGCCACCAGUACUGCCUGGAGGUCCAGCAAAGCUGUCCGUUCAUCCUGCCUGACAACGACGACCUGAUCCACGGCGGCAGCCCCAGUUUCAUCUGCACAGGGCUCUUGGGAGAUCAUCUAUCAGACAGUGAGGCGGAGUGCUGCGACGUCCGAUGGGACUCCAAAAUGGACAACCCCUCAGGUGGGACACUAAAAAGGACUGCUUCUUCCUGCCAGCCCGAGGGGGCCUCGGUCACCUCCGCUGCCACCCCGAGACUGUGCAGCGGGCGACUGAAGAUCUGCCUGCUGGCCCUCGUCCUCCUACACACUGUCAUCAUCAUUUCAGCCUCCCAUAAUUCUACGCUGGUGGGCGUGGCUGCCAUUUUCUCGCCGGAGGAGAGCGCUUCUAACGAGGAGUGAACCUUGGGGUUGAAUCUGGUGCUUGUAAAGAGUGAUGUCGCUCGAGAGGAUUAUGGCUUUUACAAUGUCAUGGCCGCCAGGGACACAUCUGGCGAGACGUGCAGGAAAUGCCUCUACAAUCUGCCGCAGAUGAACCAUCAACCACAGGAAGUGGGAGGGUUUUAACUGGAGCUAAGGGUGCUGGGAUUGGACAUCGACCGAACCGAGAUGUUUGAGAACCACCCCCCUAAAGAACUGACCUCUUGCCACUUGAAACCUGCUCAUUGUUUCUAUUCCAUCCAAAUGUUUUCUAGCAUAUUGUCCCUCCUCUCCCCUCCGUCCCUUCCCUCCCCUCCACCCUCUCCCUCCGUUUUCGGUGUGUGUGUAUGGAUGGCACGUCGGAGGAAAAAAACGGACAUCGAUGAAGUGUGCGCUCUCACUCAUCAUUACCUUUAGAGUUUUGCUGCAUUUUUUCAGGUGCCAGAAUGUUUUGACAUAUCAACUGUGUUCCACUACCCACUCUCCAUCACCUCUGAGGCAUCGUCUCACUACCUUGAAUGAGGUGUCGCUCGAGGGCCUGCCAGGACCAGCCCAUCCAUCAUUCAUGUGGGUCUUGUUUCUCUGAAAACAAAAAAUGUAUGUGAUUCUUCUAUAUCCAGCUUGUAUUUUGUCCCGAUAGAGCUUAUUUUCAACCCCUUACGACAGUACAUGCCUACAUGUUUUAGGACCUUAAGUGCUCUGAGACUGGCUCGCUUUCUCUUCUAACUUGUUGGGCCAUUGAGCAAGUUAGGAGCGAUGAAGUGGCAAAAGGUAGUGACGGGUCGGCUAAUGCUUACGUGGCGGCGUUGCAGGAGUUCGUGCUGAGUCGCUUAGUCGCCAGGCAGUGCUCCUGGACAGGAAGUGGUGUUCUCUGGUUGCUAAAGUGUUCAGUUUACCUCAUACGGUAGAGUCGGUGUUGCAGACGGGCAGCCCGGUGGCUCGUCUUUAACGCCACAGAGUACUCAGAGUUGUCGUACAUGAGACUGCAGGGACAACCCAGGUACACUAGAGAAUAGUUGCAUGAUGCCAAAACACCAGGGGCCUCAUUUAUCUAACAUGCGUAUGCUUGUUUCCACUCACAGAAUCCAAUGUAUCAGUUUAUUCUUGUGCUUGGCUAUGUGGACUAUCAGAACCACUCCCCACCAAUAGGAUCAGCCAUGGAGGAACUGAACGACAAAAACACAGGUUUUUAACACAUUGUCUCCAGUGAUGUCGCUAAAGUGCACUGUGGGUAACGUAGGCAGGACUCAUUAUGGACAAUUUAAAAACAAAUGAUCAAAAUCGAUGCAGCAGAACCAGAAAUAUCGCCUUUUUUAUCCCAUAGAUUCUACUUCCUUUUCAUAACCUGGCACCUACAUUACCCACAAUGCAGCUACGUCAAUGAGUGACAUCACUGGAGGCAGUUUGUCAGAUCACACGCAGCUUCCUGUGGAGCCACAAACAGCUUUUCAUGACUUUUUUCACAUCUGCAGAAGUACUCCCCAAGACCUGUGAGCAAUUAAAACAAAAGGUGGUAUUGUUGCCCUUCAAACCAGGUAUAUUAAUACUUGAAGUGUGGUUGACCAUGUGUGGCAUUCUGGGGGCGUGUCGACAGUUUCUACACACACAUUAAGAACUUGUUCUGUGCUCAGUUUGAUAAAUGAGGCCCCAGAUCUUUGAGUGCCUCUCUGCUGCGUACGCCCAGUGAGGCAGAUACUGGCAAUGGAGCAAUAUAGACAAAAAAAAACAGAAAGAACAGCCAGUGUUAGUGUACUUUGUGGCAUCUUCACUACCGUUGGCUUUACCAAGUCAGUGCGAGUGACCAGCCAAUCAAUCAAUCAAUCAAUCAAUCAAUCAACAAUCAAUCUGUCGACUCGUAAGUACCCUUAGACGAGCUGAUCAACUGCUGUCUGUCUGUCAGACUAGCAAAGGGCUGCGUUAGUGUCAGCGUGCGAGGAGUGUGAGGAGUUUUCAAGGGCUGAUCCAUCCGAUUUUGUUCUUCUUUUUCUUUUUUCCUUUUUUUUUGCAUGGCUGCUGCCAGUAAAGUGCACAUUGACACGAGGGUGAGUCACGCAGGGAUUAAGAAGAGUUUAAACUCCCCUCUUUGGCUAGGAAUGUAGAGAUUGGACGGAAAAGAUUUAUUUGACAUAAAAAAAAAUUAAAAAUCUGAUACUGCGAGCCAACUAGUGAUACACCAGAACUAAAGCUAAGGAUGCUGAAGCUCAUUUUGCCUCUAAUGAUCAGUGAAAGACAGAUUUGGAAUUUAAAUCUCACCUCCAAAUUGUUCUUGGCUGUGAAAAACAUGGUACCAGCCUUCCCCCCUGCCCUUCCCCCAUUAACAGCUUGACCUUACCUCGCCUCACAUCGCCUAACGACCAUGGGUUUGCUCUUCACACACUCAUCAUCGGAGCGGGAUUUCACAUGGAAGUUGCCUCUGGAUUUUCAAAAACAAAAAAAAUGCAGUUCAUAGACUUUAGCCCCCCCGGUCCCUCUUUGCUUGGUAUUCUCGUGUGACGUGUUGUUCUGUUCGUUUUGGUUUUUUCCUUGACAAACUGUGAUGAAACAUUCCCCUGAAGACAGCAGCGGAUGUAAUAGGCCCACACUUUGUGCUCCGUCCCUUCGAUCUCUAGCUGUUCACGAUCUGAGUCCUGUGGAUCUAUGCAGAUGAGCCCCGCCUACCCUCCCUGACCACCGCCACCACCACCACCGCCACUAUCACCAACCCCCCUUGUCCUUUCUGUUGUAAAUAUGUUCUGAGGAUGUGGGAUCUCAAAAUGGCCGCCCCCACCCUUCCCAGCCCUCCCCGACACCUCCCCCCCCUCCACCCCACUGUUGGAAUCUCACUGUGUUUUCUGUUCGCCUCCUUGGUUUUUGUCUGUUUUUUGAGAUUUUUGCCGCAUUUUUCUGUUGUCUAAAGCAGUGGUGUGAGUUGAUGAGUAGGACUAAGUUGGAUGUUAAAAAGACGAGAUAAAGAGGUCUUGAGAAAAAUAUACAAAAAAAAUGAAGCUUGAAUUGAGAAAAGGGUUCAAAUAUAGAGAAAAAAAAUAUGAUAAAGUUGUCAUAUUGUCAUACUAGAGAUGCUUUAGUUUGCUAAUUUACUUUCUUUUUUUUCUACAAAAGACUUGGAUGAAAUUAUUUAUAAAAUGCGUCCCACGAGUCAUGAUCUUUUUUGGACGUAAAACAAAUACAUUUAUUAACAUUUUGUUCAAAAGAAAAUAAAUAUAAAUUAUGUUAAACAUUA